UCAAUCCUCAACUCUCUUCUCGACAGUCAGCCAAUUUCCCUAUCGCCUGAUUUGCGCAAAUCGGCGGAGAACUUCGCACCAUCUCUGACUAUCUCUUUUUCUUUCUGCUAACCUACAGAGGCUACUCAAAUUAGUAGCAGCAGAAACAGAUAGUUAGAGAGAUAUCCCGCGAAAAUGGCAUUUGAGAAGAUCAAGGUUGCCAAUCCCAUCGUCGAGAUGGACGGAGAUGAAAUGACUCGAGUUUUCUGGAAAUCAAUCAAAGAUAAGCUUAUUUUCCCCUUUUUGGAGUUGGACAUUAAGUACUUUGAUCUUGGCCUUCCAAAUCGUGAUGCAACUGAUGACAAAGUCACAAUUGAAAGUGCAGAAGCUACUCGCAAGUACAAUGUUGCAAUCAAGUGUGCUACAAUUACUCCAGAUGAAGCUCGUGUGAAGGAGUUUAAUUUGAAGUACAUGUGGAAAAGUCCAAAUGGGACCAUUAGGAAUAUUCUAAAUGGUACUGUCUUUAGAGAACCAAUUAUUUGCAAAAAUGUUCCCCGGCUUGUCCCAGGUUGGACAAAGCCCAUAUGCAUUGGAAGACAUGCUUUUGGAGAUCAGUAUCGUGCCACUGAUACAGUCAUCAAAGGGGCUGGGAAACUUAAGUUGGUUUUUGUUCCAGAAGGACAAGAUGAGAAGACAGAGUUGGAGGUUUUCAACUUUACUGGUGCUGGGGGAGUAGCGUUGUCCAUGUAUAACACUGAUGAGUCUAUCUGUUCUUUUGCCGAGGCUUCAAUGGCAACUGCUUACCAGAAAAAGUGGCCACUUUAUCUUAGCACCAAAAAUACUAUUCUUAAGAAAUAUGAUGGAAGAUUUAAGGAUAUAUUUCAAGAAGUUUAUGAGGCUGAAUGGAAAUCUAAGUUUGAGGCUGCCGGGAUAUGGUAUGAACACCGUCUUAUUGACGAUAUGGUGGCUUAUGCUCUCAAGAGUGAAGGGGGAUAUGUGUGGGCUUGCAAGAACUAUGAUGGGGAUGUACAAAGUGAUUUCUUAGCCCAAGGUUUCGGAUCUCUUGGAUUGAUGACAUCUGUCCUGGUCUGCCCUGAUGGGAAGACAAUAGAAGCAGAAGCAGCCCAUGGUACAGUUACGAGACAUUACAGGGUUCAUCAGAAAGGUGGUGAAACUAGCACAAACAGCAUAGCAUCUAUCUUUGCAUGGUCACGAGGACUUGCACACAGGGCAAAGUUGGAUGAGAAUGCCAGACUGUUGGAUUUUACCGAGAAACUAGAAGCUGCUUGUAUUGGAGUUGUAGAAUCUGGGAAGAUGACAAAAGAUCUUGCACUUCUUAUCCAUGGACCAAAGGUUACACGGGACCAAUAUCUGAACACCGAGGGGUUCAUUGAUGCCGUGGCAGAGGAGCUGAGAGCAAGACUGAAAGCUUAACUUUAUAUUCUGUAAUCCAGUUAUAUGAUCGGACGCAAUAAAAGAAAGUGAGAAAGAUUAAGGGAGGGUGUCUUCUGAAGGUCAUUGUAGACCGUAUACAUCUCAUUUUUCAAUCAUAUUGUUGGGACACCAUUUUAGCUUUGUUUAAUUUAUGCUGAUUCUGAUAAUAUUGCGGCGCCCUGAACAAAUUUGUUGCGGUGAAAAAAAUGUUUCAUUGACAUGCUUAAAAAUUGUAAGUUAAAUUACCAAAUUAAAAUUUGAAAUUUAAGUAGUCAUUAUAAUUUAAUUUUUAA
Messenger RNA from Carica papaya (papaya), 1706 nucleotides. RefSeq names its product cytosolic NADP+-dependent isocitrate dehydrogenase (gene CICDH). The record is from RefSeq and is a predicted model, not a curated record. Gene Ontology annotation, molecular function: magnesium ion binding; NAD binding; isocitrate dehydrogenase (NADP+) activity. Gene Ontology annotation, biological process: NADP+ metabolic process; isocitrate metabolic process. Lineage: Eukaryota; Viridiplantae; Streptophyta; Magnoliopsida; Brassicales; Caricaceae. Gene Ontology annotation, cellular component: mitochondrion.